Messenger RNA from Dioscorea cayenensis subsp. rotundata (Guinea yam), 1574 nucleotides. RefSeq names its product aspartyl protease AED3-like. Gene Ontology annotation, molecular function: aspartic-type endopeptidase activity. Lineage: Eukaryota; Viridiplantae; Streptophyta; Magnoliopsida; Dioscoreales; Dioscoreaceae. The transcript has a single exon. Bases 141 to 1430 code for a protein of 429 amino acids. The record is from RefSeq and is a predicted model, not a curated record. Gene Ontology annotation, biological process: proteolysis.
AUGACAAUCAAUCUGUCCCCACAGAGCUCAUCACAAAUGGAGUACAGUUGGCCACCUCUCAUCUCCUCGCACUUUUACUCUGUCCUCUAUAAAAUUGAACCCAGCUCCCACUAUCCCAUAUCCCUCAACAAAGAUACUCAAUGGCUAUGCCACUAAUGUUACUCCCACUAGCAGCAUGCCUCCUCUCCCACGCUUUGGCUUCCUCAGCAAACAAAGUACAAGGCUCCGACCUUAGCGUUACACUGCGGUCAAACGUCAACUAUGCCGCAUCUUGGGAGGACAUAAUUCUCGACCUGGCAUCGCGCGACGAGUCCCGUUUCUUGCACCUCGCAUCUCUGGUCACCACCAAGAAAACCACCGUUCCCAUUGGCUCCGGCCAGCAACUCCUCGCCACCGCGUCCACCUACAUUGUCCGCGCGGCAUUCGGCACUCCACCGCAACCCAUGCUCGUAGCCAUGGAUACCAGCAAUGAUGCUGCAUGGAUUCCGUGCUCACCAUGCGUCGGUUGCCCUUCGACGACAAACUUCAUCCCUUCCAUGUCCUCCUCCUACCAACCUAUCCCUUGCGGCGCACCGCAGUGCUCGCCAUUACCGAACCCCUCUUGCUCCCCAGCUCCAGGUUCAUCCUGCGGCUUCAACCUCACCUACGGCUCCUCCUCCAUCGACGCCCUUCUCUCCAAGGACAGCCUUUCGCUAGCUGCCGACUCGAUCCCGAGCUACAUCUUCGGCUGUUUACGCAAAGUGACAGGGAGCUCCAUCCCACCGCAGGGCUUAAUCGGGCUGGGUCGCGGUCCACUGUCUCUUCUCUCCCAAACCCGUAGCCUCUAUGCCUCCACUUUCUCUUACUGCCUUCCCAGUUUCCGCUCCCUCAACUUCUCCGGCUCACUUCGCCUUGGCCCUGUCGGCCAGCCAAAGAGAAUUAAAACCACUCCUUUGCUGGCCAGUCCACGUAGAUCCUCUAUUUACUUUGUUAACAUGACCGGCAUCCGCGUGGGCCGCACUUCCGUAGCUGUCCCUCCUGGCACGCUAGUGUUCGACCAGGCAACUGGCGCAGGCACCAUUUUCGACUCCGGGACUAUGUUCACGAGACUGGUCGCACCGCUCUACACGGCCGUUCGCGAUACUUUUCGUCGUCGUGUAAAAGGCACCGUGUCCUCUCUCGGAGGUUUUGACACUUGCUACGAAGGGACGGUGUCGUUGCCGACCAUAACUCUGGAAUUCACGGGGAUGAACGUGACAUUGCCGGUGGAGAAUGUGAUGAUCCACAGCGCAGCAAGGAAUUUGUCGUGUCUGGCGAUGGCGGCAGCCCCGGACAAUGUGAAUGCUGUGCUGAACGUGAUAGCCAGCAUGCAGCAGCAGAACCACAGGGUGCUGUUCGAUGUGCCUGGAUCCAGACUCGGUGUCGCCCGUGAACCAUGUACGACCGCAUAAGUGGAGAUUUAGCUGGAUUUGAUUAAGAUGGUGGAAUCCAUUUCAUUUGGUUUUUUUGCUUUGUAAGCAUGCAAGCUUUGCCCUUUUGUGUUAUUGUGUUUGUAUUCUCGUAUCUCUAAAAAUCAUGCAGCUUCUCCUUUCGUU